Messenger RNA from Helobdella robusta, 528 nucleotides. RefSeq lists its product as hypothetical. The record is from RefSeq and is a predicted model, not a curated record. The coding region runs from base 1 to 528 and encodes 175 amino acids. The transcript has 2 exons. Lineage: Eukaryota; Metazoa; Annelida; Clitellata; Rhynchobdellida; Glossiphoniidae.
AUGACUAAAGCCGGUCCUUUGAGUCAGAGGUUGUGGCUAUCAAGCGGAAACAAGACCGUAAGCAAUACUCAAGUUCAGCAGAGACUUCCUGUCACUAACAUGACAUUAAAACAGCCAUUGACCACUUUCCAGCAGCAGCAACCACAACUACAACAACUUCAACAACCGCCAUCUUCACUUACAACCACAACAAUCAUACCUGCUAUAACUUCUGCCUCAGCAAUUUAUACCAUGCGCAGUGGCAACCUAGUGGACUUUAACAAUCUCCAACAGCAACAGCAGCAGCAGCAGCAGCAAAUAUCUCUAUCUAUAGGCAUACAACCCAUCAUCAAGUCUCCUCCUAACAUUAUCUACCAACCCCAAAGAACUUUCUUGCAACAAAUGCAACAACCUCAUCAGCUACCACUGCAACAACCACAGCAACAGCAGCAGGCUAACAAAACUAUGCUGUCACCCACCAUACCAAUCAAUCUGUCAACAUCUGUUGUCAUGACAUCUUCAUCCUCUGGGAAUAAAGGUUUCCAAUGA